AUGCCUAAGCACCGGAAGGGCAGCCGCGGGGUCGAGGCGCGAGACAUCGGCAACUUUCAGUACGAGUGGCAAAGCGAGGCGAAGAGCACUGCCCCGCGUCGCACCGCACCCCGGCGUAAUGUUGACCCCACCGUGCUGAAGCGUGCGUACAUGCUGCACAACUUUCAGUUUGUGCUUCGACCCGACUUUUAUGAGGUGAGGCCAACUCCGGGGCUCCCGCAUGGAAACCGGCGGCUGGGCGACAUGCUUCGCUCAAGCGACGCGCCGCCGCCGUGGGACGCCGUCACCGCGGUCGUGGUGCGCUGCAAGAUUGAUCAAUUUCAGUGUCCAAUCUGCCUCGAAACUCCAACGGCCGCGCGGGUUGCCGACUGCGGCCACGUCGUCUGCCUGCCGUGCAUGUCGCAGUACCUGUCGAGGCUGAAGCAGGAAAAUAAGCAGCGCACCUGCCCGGUAUGCCACAACGUUGUGACGCUGGGUAUGCUGCGGCCGUGCAUCCUCCGACUCAUUGAGCCCCCAUCUGCCGGUAAGCGUGUCAGUUUUACGUUGCUCCGGCGACGCGGGGAACACUGCGUGCUGCUGCGGCACGACGACCCCCGCUGGGCUGCCACUGCGCCACCGGAAGAGGAGCCGCCGCUUCCUUUCCUGCACGAGCCGUCGGCAACGUUCAGCAGAUACAUUCUCGCCACGGCGGAGAGCGAAAGUACGCGGCGCCGCCUCGACUGCACAGCUAUCAUGGAUCAGCUGAAUCAACUCAAUGCAGAGCCCAGACCUUUGUCGCAGUUUGACGACGCGGUACUGCACUUCUCUGAGGAGGCGCUUGAGAUGGUGCUGCAGGAGGCUGACUUCCAGUCUCCGCAAACGAGCACGCGCAACUCGCCUCCACUCGCCCCGAGGCGCCCAAACCUGGAUGGCGAAAAGAUAUACUAUUUGUACGGUGAGUCGGAGGGUCAGCCGUACUACAUGCACCCCGUGUCCUUCAAAAUGCUGCGCGAUGAUGCCAUCGCGCGUGGGACGCCGCUUCCUGGCACCGUGGAGGCCCCUGUGGAAGAAAUUGUGUCCUUUACGCAGGAUGAGGCGACCAGGAAGCAUUACAAGGCCUCGGCGCAUGUCCCGCUGCACGGGACGAUCAAGUUUUGCCUGCUCGACCUUGCGGAUGUGGUGCUGCCGUCAACGCUACGGGCCUUUGAGACGACGCUGGCGCGGAUGCGAGAGGCGCGGCGGCGGCGUGAGGCAGGCGGCGACAGCGGCGGCGAAGACACUUCGUGGCAGGCCUACUUGCGCCGCUACCGUGCCGUCAGCACUCCGCCCACCUCCGAGUCCGGCUUCUCGCCGGAGCCCACCUUUUCCGACUACUCCGGCGGCUCCGACUUGAUUCCGUCGUCCGGCAUCACGGCGUGGAGCGAGCCUGGCGGGCUCAGCGGCGACUCCUCACUCGAGACGCGGCAGCGGGCGACAAAACGGCAAGAAGCGCCGAUUGCGAGCUGCUGGACGGUGGAGAACUCGCGGCGGCUCUUCGCAACACCACCGCUGCGGCCGGCCAAGCCAACCUGGGGCGGCCACGUCCUCAACCUGCACCAGCCGUCCUCCGCUGGCUCGCGUCCGUCUCAGUAG
Molecule: messenger RNA, 1611 nt
Organism: Trypanosoma conorhini
Lineage: Eukaryota; Euglenozoa; Kinetoplastea; Trypanosomatida; Trypanosomatidae
Exons: 1
Coding region: 1-1611 (536 amino acids)
Biological process (GO): positive regulation of transcription by RNA polymerase II
Molecular function (GO): metal ion binding; transcription cis-regulatory region binding
Source: RefSeq, a predicted model, not a curated record